AUGGUUCAUCGCAUCAGAUCGCAUUUCGUAUUAGAGGCAGGAGCCAACACAAAUAUUAAGAAGAAGAAGAAGGUUGCAGUACCUUAAUAACUAUAACGGAGUAAAAUAACAAUUUUUAAUAUUCUAGGAGUCUCUCAAAUGGCCUCAGCUGCGAUGUCACCAACUGACGAUGACGAGCUUACACUUCCUCGUGCAUCAAUUAACAAAAUAAUCAAGGAGAUCUUGCCUCAUGUGCGAGUUGCAAACGAAUCUAGAGAGCUUAUCUUGAACUGCUGCACGGAAUUCAUUCACCUGCUGUCCUCCGAGGCAAAUGAAAUUUGCAAUCAACAACAAAAGAAAACUAUAAAUGCGGAACAUGUUUUACAAGCGCUCGAGAAAUUGGGCUUUGGUGAUUACAAUGCAGAGGCAGAAGCUGUAUUACGAGACUGCAAAGCUGUAGCGGCUAAAAGAAGACGUCAAAGUACCAGAUUAGAAAAUUUGGGAAUUCCAGAGGAGGAAUUAUUACGGCAACAGCAGGAGUUAUUUGCUAAAGCAAGAGAGGAACAAGCAGUUGCGGAACAGCAACAGUGGCAACAAUUACAAGCUGUUACACAAAUGGCAUCUAUGCAGCAAGGUGACAGUGAGCAAGAAGAUUAUUCAUAAAGAAAUUCAAAUGAUGAAACUUGUUUGCAAAGACAUAUUGUUUUUUACUUGAAAUAAAAUAUUUAGAAUAAAACAGAGAG
This is a messenger RNA of Temnothorax curvispinosus, 722 nucleotides long. RefSeq names its product protein Dr1 (gene NC2beta). Gene Ontology annotation, cellular component: negative cofactor 2 complex. The transcript has 2 exons. NCBI's taxonomy places the organism in Eukaryota, Metazoa, Arthropoda, Insecta, Hymenoptera, Formicidae. The record is from RefSeq and is a predicted model, not a curated record. Gene Ontology annotation, molecular function: core promoter sequence-specific DNA binding; TBP-class protein binding; protein heterodimerization activity. The coding region runs from base 139 to 642 and encodes 167 amino acids. Gene Ontology annotation, biological process: negative regulation of transcription by RNA polymerase II; RNA polymerase II preinitiation complex assembly; chromatin remodeling.